Molecule: messenger RNA, 4059 nt
Organism: Saccharomyces eubayanus
Lineage: Eukaryota; Fungi; Ascomycota; Saccharomycetes; Saccharomycetales; Saccharomycetaceae
Gene: RPO41
Product: DNA-directed RNA polymerase
Exons: 1
Coding region: 1-4059 (1352 amino acids)
Biological process (GO): mitochondrial transcription
Cellular component (GO): mitochondrial DNA-directed RNA polymerase complex
Molecular function (GO): DNA-directed RNA polymerase activity; mitochondrial promoter sequence-specific DNA binding
Source: RefSeq, a predicted model, not a curated record
AUGCUAAGACCAGUCUACAAAUCUGUAGUCAAGACAUCAAUACUGCAAAGACGACUAAUAUCGUCAAAGGGUUCCAAGCUAUAUAAGCCUUCUCCAGAUUCAACAAGUACCAUACUAAUAAAAGAUGAUCCUCUGGUAGCCGCUUCGUCCUCCUCCUCAUCUUCCUCAUCAGGCAUAAUAAACUCAUCCGAUUUCCCGUUGUUUAACAAAAGUAACAAGAACACCACUAAUAAUCUAUCUUACCAGUGGAAAAAUACCUCCAAUAUGGAGUUUGACCCUUUCAACAAAUCGCAUGCCUCGGCAAUAACUUCGAUGACAAGAACCAGAGACGUCAUGCAAUUGUGGUCGCUGUUGGAGGCAUGUUUGCAGUCAAACCUGCUGAAAAGGGCUUUUUCUAUAUUAGAAUCACUGUACUUGAUACCUGAACACAAACAGAGAUUCAUUGAGGAUUAUAACAUGUACCUGGAUUCAUUUUCGAAAAACGAACCAAAUUUCCCCAUUAUAAAAAUGAACGAAAAACUAACGAACGAUUUGGAGACAAGCUUCAAAGACGUAAAUUAUAACGACAAGACUUUGGCAAUAAUGAUUCAUCACGCUUUAAAUUUCCACCCAACGGCAAGUUCUAUGCUUCUGUCGCCCACAAUUUCCGCCUAUUUGAAAAUGAGCGUGAACGGUGUCAGAGACAUCUUAUCGAACCUAGAUAUUUUGACCAUAUCGGAUCUGAGUAUCUUGGUGAACGACCUAAAAAUCAUAUCGUUGUCACAGUUGCCAACUUCUGUGAAGCCCAUAUUGGAAUCCCUUGCACCAUCUUCUACACCUGUAAAUAAUAUUGAAAACGAAGAUGGUUCCAACAAAAUGGAAGCUGAGAAAGAUUCAAAUAUAGACCAAAAAUUAGAAUUGGGCCGUGACUCUACAAAGACACCUUCUUUAGACCCUCUUCGGGAAGCCUCAUUAGAUGGCUCAGUGGGAGUUUUGCCAAAGGACGCUGAAAAGCUUGUGGCAGUUGACACCAUUGGGAUGAGAGUUAUUAGACAUACUUUGUUAGGAUUGUCAUUGAAUUCUCAGCAAAGAGAACAAAUUUCCAAAUUCAAAUUCGAUGCCAAUGAGAACGUUUUAAAUAUGAAACCCACACAAAAUGGUGAGGAUAAUGAUUCUUCGAUAAAUUUUUUUGAGAUUUACAAUUCAUUGCCAACUUUGGAAGAGAAGAGAGCAUUUGAAAGUGCACUAAACUUAUUCAAUCAAGAUAGACAAAAGGUAUUAGAAAACCGUGCCACAGAAGCCGCAAGAGAACGCUGGAAACAUGAUUUUGAAGAGGCAAAGGCUAGAGGUGAUAUCUCUAUUGAGAAAAACUUAAAUGCUAAAUUGUGGAAAUGGUACAACGAUAUGUUACCCUUAAUAAAAGAAGAGAUUAGCCACUGUAAAUCGCUAUUAUCGGAAAAGCCAGUGAAUAAAAGGGCCUUGAAUAAAGUGGACACAAACCGUUUGGGGUAUGGUCCUUAUUUAACGUUAAUUGAUCCAGGGAAGAUGUGUGUUAUUACGAUCUUGGAAUUAUUAAAAUUGAAUUCUACAGGUGGUGUUAUCGAAGGUAUGAGGACUGCAAGAGCGGUUAUUUCAGUUGGUAAAGCUAUUGAAAUGGAAUUUAGAUCGGAACAAGUCUUGAAAAGCGAGUCUCAGACAUUCAGAGACGUCAACAAGAAAUCACCGGAAUUCAAGAAACUGGUGCAAAAUGCUAAAUCUGUGUUCAGGUCAUCACAAAUCGAACAAUCGAAAAUUUUAUGGCCACAAACAAUAAGGGCAAAAAUCGGUUCUGUGUUGAUUUCUAUGUUGAUUCAUGUUGCAAAGGUCUCUGUCCAAGGUAUUGAUCCAAUAACAAAGGCUAAAGUACAUGGCGAAGCUCCGGCCUUUUCACAUGGUUACCAAUACCAUAAUGGUUCUAAACUGGGUGUCUUAAAGAUCCAUAAGACUUUAAUUCGUCAAUUAAAUGGUGAGAGAUUGAUUGCAUCGGUUCAACCACAGCUAUUGCCAAUGUUGGUAGAACCUAAACCAUGGGUUAACUGGAGAUCGGGUGGAUACCACUAUACCCAAUCCAGUCUUCUAAGAACAAAAGACUCACCGGAGCAAGUCGCGUAUUUGAAAGCCGCCUCUGAGAAUGGUGAUAUAGAUCGUGUUUAUGAUGGUUUGAAUGUGUUGGGUGAUACACCUUGGACCGUUAAUAGAAAGGUAUUUGACGUGGUUUCCCAAGUUUGGAACAACGGUGAGGGUUUCUUAGAUAUUCCAAGUUCCCAAGAUGAAAUGAUUUUACCACCAGCACCUCCAAGGAAUUCGGACCCUUCUAUCUUAAGAACUUGGAAACUGCAAGUCAAGACAAUCGCAAAUAAAUUUUCAUCUGAUAGAUCAAAUAGAUGCGACACAAAUUAUAAAUUGGAAAUUGCAAGGGCAUUUUUGGGCGAAAAAUUAUAUUUUCCACAUAAUUUAGACUUUAGAGGACGUGCUUAUCCUUUAUCUCCACAUUUCAACCAUCUUGGUAAUGAUAUGAGUCGUGGUCUUUUAAUCUUUUGGCAUGGUAAGAAAUUGGGAUCUUCUGGUUUGAAAUGGCUAAAAAUUCAUUUAUCGAACCUGUUUGGGUUUGAUAAAAUAUGUUUAGAGGAUCGUAUCGCAUUUACAGAGUCGCAUUUGAAAGAUAUUAAAGAUUCCGCAGAAAAUCCUUUGACUGGAGAUCGUUGGUGGACAACGGCCGAUAAGCCAUGGCAGGCAUUGGCCACAUGUUUUGAGCUAAAUGAAGUUUUGAAAAUGGAUAAUCCAGAAGAAUUUGUUUCUCAUCAACCUGUUCAUCAGGAUGGUACAUGUAAUGGUUUACAACACUAUGCUGCCUUGGGUGGUGACGUUGAAGGUGCUACUCAAGUGAACUUGGUUCCAAAUGAUAAGCCACAAGACGUUUAUGCGCAUGUGGCAAAAUUAGUGCAGAAAAGAUUAGAGAUUGCAGCUGAAAAAGGUGAUGAAAACGCUGAAAUCCUAAAGGACAAGAUUACAAGAAAAGUUGUUAAGCAAACUGUCAUGACCAAUGUGUACGGUGUUACUUAUGUGGGUGCGACGUUCCAAAUUGCCAAACAAUUGAGUCCAAUUUUUGAUGACCGUAAGGAAAGUUUAGAUUUUUCUAAAUACUUGACCAAACACGUUUUCGGUGCUAUUCGUGAGUUAUUUCAUAGUGCGCAUCUAAUUCAAGACUGGUUAGGUGAAAGCGCAAAAAGAAUUUCUAAAUCCAUCAGGCUGGAUGUUGACGAAAAAUCUUUCAAGAACGGGAAUAAACCAGACUUUAUGUCGUCGGUUAUUUGGACAACGCCACUGGGUCUACCAAUUGUCCAACCAUAUCGUGAAGAAAGUAAAAAGCAAGUUGAAACGAAUCUACAAACCGUCUUUAUUAGUGAUCCAUUUGCUGUCAACCCCGUCAAUGCAAGAAGACAAAAGACCGGUCUUCCACCAAAUUUCAUUCACUCAUUGGAUGCUUCGCAUAUGCUGUUGAGUGCGGCAGAAUGUGGAAAACAAGGAUUGGAUUUUGCGUCUGUGCAUGAUUCCUACUGGACGCAUGCAUCUGAUGUAGAUACUAUGAAUGUUGUUUUAAGAGACCAGUUCAUCAAAUUGCAUGAGGUCGAUUUGGUUAUGAGGCUCAGGGAAGAGUUCACCCAAAGGUAUAAGAGCUACGUCAAGAUUGGCAAGUUAAAGAGAGCAACAGAUUUGGCUCAAAAAAUUAUCAAUAUUCGUAAAGAUCUAUCGAAGAAACUAGGAAGAAAUACCACGUUAGCAGAUGAAAUCUAUUUCGAAAAGAAAAGACAACAGUUACUAAAUAGCCCCUUGCCGGAGGAUAGAAGUAUUGGUGAGAAGAUGAUUACAACCGUAUCGUUAUUUCAGGACGUCAAGGAUUUAGACGCACUUGAAUUAGAAAACGGUGGUGAUGAAAAUAGCGGUAUGAGCGUUCUUUUACCCCUAAGACUACCCGAAAUACCACCAAAGGGGGAUUUUGACGUCACAGUAUUGAAAGAUAGUCAAUACUUCUUUUCAUGA